AUGUCGCGAACCACAUGCCUCGCCCGUCUCAUGGACAGAGCCGCGGGAGUGUUCAGAAUCGAACGCCAGGCCGUUCGCUUCGUGUACGAGGGCAUUCUACUGCAAGGCUCGGAGACGCCUGAGCGGCUCAACAUGCAAGAGGAGGACGUCAUCGAUCUCGUGGUGGCGCAGAGCGGCGGAGGAUGCUAA
Coniophora puteana RWD-64-598 SS2 is the source of this 189-nucleotide messenger RNA. RefSeq lists its product as uncharacterized. The coding region runs from base 1 to 189 and encodes 62 amino acids. The record is from RefSeq and is a predicted model, not a curated record. Lineage: Eukaryota; Fungi; Basidiomycota; Agaricomycetes; Boletales; Coniophoraceae. Gene Ontology annotation, molecular function: protein binding. The transcript has 4 exons.